CGCUCAGGCACUCCCCUCCUCUCAACGUCAUUCGCUGGCACUCAAUAUUCCGAUAUGGAUAAUACAAGCAUGAUCAAACCCAAGGAUGUGCUGAGAGUACUAGACGCGUUCUUUCCACUCGUGCAGAAAAUCGGCCUAACGUUGUCAACCGGACCGCUUCGCUGUCGGUCCGAGCUCGUUCUGCGGGAAAUCGUCGGACUUACCUCAGACCUACUGAUAGUUUAUGUACCUCUGAUCAGUCUGCGAUGCCACGAGAUCCGUUCCAGCUCCUCUUGAACCCACGCCAUGUCUCUCCUCAAAGUUGACGGCACGAAACUUGUUGACGAAGAAGGAAAGGAAACCAUUCUGCGCGGUGCCGGACUGGGAGGAUGGAUGAACAUGGAGAACUUUAUCUCGGGCUAUCCGGGCUGCGAGUUCCAAAUCCGCCAGGCUCUCGGAGAGGUGGUUGGACCGGAAAAAUCUGAGUUCUUUUUCGACAAGUUCCUCGAAUACUUCUUCCAGGACGCCGACGCCAAGUUCUUCAGUGAAUUGGGACUGAACUGCAUUCGGCUUCCCUUCAACUAUCACCAUUUCGAGGAUGACAUGAACCCUCGCGUUUUGAAAGAAUCCGGCUUCAAGCACCUGGAUCGGGUCAUCGAUCUCUGCGCGGCGCACGGAAUCUACACGAUUCUUGAUUUGCAUACCGCCCCGGGAGGACAGAAUACCGAUUGGCAUUCGGAUCACGGUGGUCAUAUAGCCAAUUUCUGGGUGCACAAGGACUUCCAGGAUCGCACUAUUUGGCUGUGGGAGAAGCUCGCGGAGCACUAUAAAGGAAACAAAUGGAUUGCCGGGUACAAUCCUCUGAACGAGCCGACUGAUCCUACCCAAAGUCGGCUGAUUGACUUUUACCAUCGCGUCCACUCUGCGAUCCGAGCCAUCGACAGCGAGCAUGUGAUCUUCUUCGACGGAAACACUUUCGCGUCCGACUUCUCGCACUUUGGAGAUGCCCACCAGAAGUGGGACAACACAGCAUACUCUAUCCACGACUACUCCGUGUUCGGCUUCCCUGCUUCGCCGGAACAAUAUGUCGGUAACGACCAGCAAUUGCACCGCUUGAAGAGAAGUUACGAGAAGAACGUGAAUGGAUGGAUCAGCGGGGGCUGUGUGUUUGGAACGGAGAGUGGGGCCCAGUCUACGCCCGCAAACAAUACGAAGGCCAGGAAACGGAGAGAAUCAAUGCCGAGCGCAUUCAGGUGCUCAAGGACCAGCUUGACAUCUACAACAAGUUGGUCAAUCUGGCUCUACAAAGAUAUCGGAUUCCAGGGCAUGGUCUAUGUUGACACCGAAGCUCCGUACAUGGCUUUGUUCCGAAACUUCCUUGCGAAGAAGCAUCGACUUGCUGUGGAUGCCUGGGGUGCUGACGACGUCGCUGUUAAGCAAGUCUACCAGCCCAUUCUUGAUCACAUUCUCCAAGAAAUCCCCCCUGAAUUCCGGGAUCUGUACCCUGCUCCCGUCUGGCGCUUGUCGGAUCGUGUCGCCCGACUGUCGAGAAACAUUCUGGUCAGCGAGUUCCUCGUCAAAGAAUGGGCAGAGCACUUCCGAGGUCGAAUUGAUUCGUGCAAAGACUUGGACGAGUUGGACAAGAUUGCCGCCAGCUUCAAGUAUGAGGCUUGUUUGAAGCGCGAUGGCCUGAACAAGAUCUUGACCGCCAACAGCAAGGCUGUCGCCUGA
Molecule: messenger RNA, 1710 nt
Organism: Mycena citricolor
Lineage: Eukaryota; Fungi; Basidiomycota; Agaricomycetes; Agaricales; Mycenaceae
Source: the annotation of a GenBank genome assembly